Molecule: messenger RNA, 3580 nt
Organism: Plutella xylostella (diamondback moth)
Lineage: Eukaryota; Metazoa; Arthropoda; Insecta; Lepidoptera; Plutellidae
Gene: Zdhhc8
Product: zinc finger DHHC-type containing 8
Biological process (GO): protein palmitoylation
Molecular function (GO): palmitoyltransferase activity
Source: RefSeq, a predicted model, not a curated record
ACCAAAUUCAUGCAGCUGUCAAAUUAUAUAGGUGCGGCCAUGUUGCUCUGUUGCGAAUAAAAUUAUUUAAUUUGCUUUUAGGGAAUUAAAAUUGACACAAUAUGCCCAAAUGCGAUCUCAAGACCAGAUACAUCCCAGCAACAUUUGCCUGGACUUUACUUUUGGGCACAACGUCCCUGUUUUUUUAUUUUCCGUGCCAGUAUUACCUGUACAGACACCCAUGGGUACCUGCGUAUCAAGGUGUCAUAACAUUUUUUGUUUUGGCCAAUUUUACACUGGCCACUUUCAUGGACCCGGGUGUUAUACCAAAAGCGCCACCUGACGAAGAUAGAGAAGACGACUUCAGAGCGCCGCUGUACCGCAGCGUGGAGAUCAACGGCAUCACCGUACGGAUGAAGUGGUGUGUCACCUGCAAGUUCUACAGACCACCGAGAUGCUCGCACUGCUCCGUGUGCAAUCAUUGUAUAGAGACGUUCGACCACCACUGCCCGUGGGUGAACAACUGCAUCGGGCGGCGCAACUACCGCUUCUUCUUCUUCUUCCUCAUCUCGCUCUCCAUACACAUGCUGAGCAUCUUCGGGCUCAGUCUGUACUUCAUCAUGAACAACAACAAGACCUUGACGAUGGUUGAGCCUAUUGUGUCAAUGGUAAUAAUGAGCAUAAUAGCCCUGCUAGCCAUCCCGAUCUUCGGGCUGACCGGGUUCCACAUGGUGCUGGUGUCUCGAGGCCGCACCACCAACGAGCAGGUGACGGGCAAGUUCACGGGCGGCUUCAACCCCUUCAGCCGCGGCUGCUGGCACAACUGCUGCUACACGCAGUUCGGCCCGCAGUACCCGAGCCUAGUCCGUCCGUCCAAGUACGUGUACAAGGGCGGCAAGAAGCGGCGCGAGGCCAUGCCGCCCGCGCUGCACUCCGCCUCCGCCAUCUCCACUAUUGCUACUGACACGCAGCACCAGGUAAAGACGUAUACGGCAGACAACGGCAGCGCGUUGCGAGCCGUCGGCGCGCACGCACACUACAACAAGCUUUCCUGCGGCCGCGACGAGCUCGAAGGCGAGAUGGAAGGUCCAGGAGCCUCCCAGAGCGUGGACUGCGAGCCGACGCCGCCGCCGCUUCAGCGCCGCGGCUCCAAGGCGAGCCUGUUCCCGGAGACGCACCGCCACCUGCCGCCGCGCCCGCACCAGCACCCGCGCCUCAGCCCGCUCUCCCGGAAUACCAGCCACGGCAACCAAACCACCGGCUACCGGGUGGUAAUGGAGCCUCUCCGGUACGACCCGGGGUCGAACGGGGCGCGGCCGUCGCCCACCAUGCAGCAGAGGAUCAAGGCGCUGGGCGUGCCCACGCCGCUCGCCGUGUCCAGCCCUGUGCGGAGGUCCAACCCGGGCACGCCGACGCAGCCGCGCCGCCCGGACUUCAUCAGCGUGGGCGGGCGGAGUUCCCCGCAGCGGAGGUUCCUCAGUGAGGAGCUUCUUGGGGGGGAGGUCCGGGAGCUGGCGGCUUCGCCCCAGCGUGGGGGGUACACGUGGGCGGAGCGGCGCGGGCAGCCCUCCCCCCGCGCCGCGCGCCGCGCCCCCGCCCCCGCGCCCCGCCCCGCGCGCCCCCUCAGCUUCGUGCGAGCCCUCGAGGUGCAGGACCAGCUGGACGCAAGAGCCCCCCCUCCCGAGCCCCCCGACCGCGCCUCCGUCUAUGACUGCAACUAUGAGAUCUCCGUCUGAACACUGGUCAGUGAGUGUAGACGGUUUGAGAGACGCUCGUGCGGUAAAAGCAUUUCGGUUAAGUUUAAGUUAUUUUUGUAUGUAGGUAGUGUAAGUCAGGGUCGAAGGACGGUGUUGCCGCAAUCGAGUUACAUGACAUUCGCGAUCCGCCAGUUUGACUGCCUAUUUUUGUGUAGGUUAGGUUUGUGUACUGACCUCUGUAUUAUUGUGUGUUUGUAGAGCGGGUCAUCGGACGUUAUACACACAUUUGACGGCUGUUAAAUAGUCGCAAGUGUUUCCAAAGAAGUUUAUGUAACGCACAAUAUCCUUUUUAUCCAAAAUGACCUUAAUCGAAGACGGAUUUCGGGAACAUCAGUCCAAAUUGACGAUUUAUUUGAUAAUUUUUGUAUUGAAGCCAUAUACAGAGACACUUGACGGAUCAGUUGAUAAUGUGCGUGAAUUACAAAAUAGUCUUAACAAUAAAAACUCGGGUUUUUGCUCGUAAGCAAAUAAUAUUAAUUAGAUUUUUAUAUGUAUGUAUAUUUGUGAACAUUUGUAACGUUGGAAUAUAUUUAGCUGUGAAUUUGUUGACAGAAUGUGUAAAUAGUCCCUGAAGUGUUGUGAUUCCGUACAUAAUAUUAUAAUUUAUAUGAAAAUAGUAUGUACAGGCUGUGUAUGAAAGCUUAAUAUUGAUUUAGGUGAAGAAUAAAUAGAUAUUUCAUAUGAGGAUCAUUGCUAAGGUAUUGCAGUAAGUAUAGCGUUUGUAUAUUAUAUAAUGCGUCAUGUAUUUAUUGGUUAUUUAGUUCGAAUGUGUCAGAUGUUACUCGCAGAGACCCUCGCUGGUACAAGAUAUUAAAUAACAUUUUAUAAAUACACUAUUAAUAGAUUAGUGUUCCUUGAAGUUUAAGGGAUCAGAUAUGGAAUUGACGGUCUCGCUUGUUACUAAUUAAUAUUAAAAAAAUCAUUAUCAUUGUAUACAUCGAAAGUGAGCUAAGAAAAAGAGUUUAAAGUUUUCAAAAAUGACGUUUGAAAUGUGCCAAAUAUUUAGUAGAAGCUAGAUCAUCAAACAUCAAAACAUUUAUGUAAAAGAUCUGCGUUAUUAGCUUUGCUACGAUAAAUUGUCGGUAUGAUCUGAUGUUUGUAUUUUUUUAAAUUAAUUAUCCUGUAUGGAAACACUAAUAACCACGUAACUUGACUGAAAUGACAGCCAUUUUUAUGCCGUAUUUAUGAGCGAUUGAUAAGAGAACAUUCGGAGUAGAUCGUUGCCGCGAUAGACCAAUAUGGACCGAGCGGCAUAGCGCGCACCAAUGGCGUCGCGAGGUUUUGACACAUUCCAACCAAUCAAACACAUCCAAUUGCACCUUGAAUUGUCCUAUGCGAACUGAUAUAGUUACGUGGUUUUUAGUGUGCUUUUAAGUGCUAGAACAUGGUGCAAGUAGCUUGAAGACGUAACAUGAGUCGUCGUGUAAACGAAUAACUUGAGCAUUCUGAUUUUGAAUAAUGCGCACACUUGUAGCCAGCAGCGGCAGCGCAUGUAAAGGCUGAUUGACACUUUUGUAGUACAAGUGAUUAGUGUGUGUUGUACAGAGGUACAUUUUUGGGUUUGUUGUUGGACAUUUGCUGUUCUCUUUCUGAAUCUACCAUACAUACUUCUCAAUAUAAGUCUACUGAUCAAUUGCACUUAACAGUGUGUGAUUCAGUGUUUCACUUCAGUUACUUGCACUAUGCGGGUACCCUUAUUAUCUGUCCAAAUUAAUUGUGUAAUAAAUAUUAAAGAAUUCAGAUUAAAUUAAGAAUAUAAUUGAAAUGAAUAGGUACUAAAAGGAUGUUUGGAAAACUAAGAAAUAACAUUUAAAAAUGGUUGAGAUUAUCUGUAUAUAUAAAAA